Messenger RNA from Staurois parvus, 2715 nucleotides. The record is from the annotation of a GenBank genome assembly. NCBI's taxonomy places the organism in Eukaryota, Metazoa, Chordata, Amphibia, Anura, Ranidae.
GUUUUAAUCCUGGGGUGCACUGGUGUAUCUUCCAAGAAGAAUAAAAAGAACAGACAACAUGUGCCCAGUAUUGCCUGUGAAGUUAAAGCUGGAAGAAUAGUCAAUCCUGAAUUCCUUGCAAAAUGUCCUCCUGGAUGCAAGGAUCAGAAAUAUCGUACUUAUGGCACAGACAUAUACGCCUCAUUCUCAACUAUUUGCUCAGCCGCCAUUCACAGUGGUGUCAUUGAUAAUUCUGGGGGGAAAAUUCUUGUUCGGAAAGUAGCUGGACAGUCUGGAUAUAGGGGAAGCUUCUCAAAUGGGAUACGAUCGUUGUCUUUGCCACGCUGGAAAGAGUCAUUUGUUGUUUCAGAGGGAAAAGGAAAGAAAGGUGUAACAUAUCCCGAUGUUCUAGAAUACGUGGAACCUAGAGAAAUCCCACAGAGAGAGGCACCAUCUCCAGUUAUUACCACAACUCAGUCAAUUGUUACUACUACCACACCUACUACAACUCCAGAACCUACAACUCCACAGCCUACAACAACUCCAAAGCCUACAACCACCCCCACAACUACUACUACUACCACCACAAACUACUACUACUACUACUACAACAGUCAGGACAAGACCUCCAUUGGUACGGGCAAGAGAUACAGCAGCAAGUAACAUACAUCCAGCGUUCACCUCAGUUGUUGCUGCUCAAUCAAGGCAAGCCAUGCCGGCUCCACAUGGAAGAGCUCCAAAUCAAGUUGUCAGGUCACCAGCUACUUAUGCAAGCAGUCGACAGAUAACCAGGAGUAAUCCAGGUGCCAGUAGAAUUCAGCAGAUUUUAGCUGAAAAGGCAAUUCAAGCAAAUCCAAGUGUGCAAAGACGUGACUGGCAAAGUCCUAGCCGAGGAAAUGUUCAAUUUGUGCAACGCAGACCAGUAGCUCCAGAAAGAAGUAAUGCAGCUCCAAAUACUGGACAGAGCUGGUCCUCAGACACACGUGAUACUCAAGGUUCACAGCGACGAGACUGGCAAACUCCAAGUCGAGUACAAGUCCCAACUGUUCAGCGUAGGCCAACAGGUCAUGAUACUGGUUAUAAUGCUCCCCCUGCUGUGCCUAACUGGUCUGCAGAAACAUAUGAAACUGAUGUUUCACAGAGGCGAGACUGGCAAACUCCAAAUUACCGAUUAAAUGUUCCCCCAGUACAGCGCAGACCAGCAGUUCCAGAAACCAGCAAUAUAGCUCCUCCUGCAGCUCCACUCUGGCCCACAGAAACCCGGGAUACUCAAGUUUCCAAUCCAAGGUCUAGCAUGUCAGAGUUUGACAGGUGGGUCUCCGGCUUCUCACAAAGCAAUUCCAGAAACACAGAUACGGACUCAACCUGGAAGGUUAUUGAAGAGGUACCAGAAACCAAAGUUCCAGUUGCAGUUCCAGUGCCAGUUCCAGUUAAACCUGAAGUUAAAACUGUAGAUGUAGAACCAGAUCCAUGGCGAGGGUUCUCAGAAGGAGGAGUCCCUGCCAAAGAAGAAGUGAACUCAAGACUACCAGUGGAAACAGUAGCCUUGGGAGGCAUAAACUGCAAAAUAGAUCUGGUGUUCCUCAUUGAUGGCAGCUGGAGCAUUGGCAAGAGACGUUUCAGGAUUCAGAAACUUUUUCUAAGCCAGAUGGUGGAUGCUCUGGAUGUUGGCAUUUCUGGACCUCUAAUGGGUAUUGUACAAUAUGGGGAUGACCCAUCAACAGAAUUCAGCCUUCGAUCAUACUUCAACUCUAAAGACCUAAGAAAUGCCAUUGAUAAAAUUCCACAAAAAGGAGGAUUUUCUAAUGUUGGAAAAGCUCUGUCCUAUGUGAACAAGAAUUACUUUUCCGAUGCCAGUGGGAAUAGAGGAGCAGCUCCAAAUGUGGCUGUAGUUCUUGUUGAUGGAUGGCCAACAGAUAAAGUGGAAGAAGCCUCUCGUCUUGCUCGGGAAUCAGGAAUAAAUAUUUUCUUUGUGACAAUUGAAGGUGCAGAUGACAAUGAAAAGUCUAGUGUUGUGGAACCAAACUUUGUAGAAAAGGCUGUAUGCAGGACCAAUGGUCAAUUUUCCAUCAAUGUUCCUAGUUGGUUUGGUCUCCAUAAAAUUGUGAACCCACUGGUGAAGCGUAUGUGUGACAUCGAUAAGUUAGUCUGCAGCAAGACCUGUCUUAAUGCUGCUGAUAUUGGGUUUGUCAUUGAUGGAUGGAUCUAGCAGUGUCGGUACAGGAAAUUUCCGCACAGUUCUGCAGUUCAUUGCUAAUAUAACAAGCGAGUUUGAGAUAUCGGACACAGACACAAGAAUCGGAGCUGUACAAUAUACGUAUGAACAGAGGCUGGAGUUUGGUUUUGAUAAGUACAGCACAAAGCAAGAUGUUGUUAAUGCCAUAAUGAGAAUCGGCUAUUGGAGUGGAGGCACAAGUACAGGAGCAGCCAUUACAUAUGCUUCUGAACAGCUAUUUAGCAAAUCAAAACCAAACAAAAGGAAGAUCAUGAUUGUUAUAACUGAUGGCCGGUCUUACGAUGAUGUCCGGGCUCCAGCUGCAGCUGCACAUCGAAAUGGGGUCAUUGCAUAUGCUGUUGGUAUUGCCUGGGCAGCCCAAGAUGAACUGGAAUCCAUUGCUUCUGAUCCAGAUAAAGACCAUUCAUUCUUUGUGGAUGAAUUUUGACAGUCUCUAUAAGUUCGUAGGAAAGAUUAUCCAGAAUAUUUGUACAGAGUAUAAUUCUCAACCAAGAAAUUAA